CGCGGGCAGGCAGUGCGCAGCCGCAGGUCCUUCAGGUCGGAGCUGAUUCUGGGUUUGCGCUGCUUCUUUCUUCGCUGCCACCACCAUGGAGCCUCCGGACUUUGAAGCCAUGAACCUGACAGUGAAGCCGGCGCCGCCAGCGUUCCCGCUCUGUGGCGCAUGGAAGGAGGCUGCGGAGGGAUCUGUGUUCCACCUCGCCAACAUCCUGCUCUUCCUCGGCUUCAUGGGAGGAAGCGGUUUCUACGGACACCUUUACCUGUUCACCUUUUUGACCGUGGGCUUCUUCUGCAGCACCGUGUGGGCCUGGUCGGACCCCUGCACCACCGACACCUUCCUCUGGAACUGCGCCCUGUUCGGGGCGUGUUUGACUCAGGCUCUCUAUAUAGUCUACAAGCUGAGGAGCCUCACAUUCGACAAGGACUUUGAGGAACUGUAUAACUGCAUGUUUAAAAGACUCGGAGUAUCCAUUGCACAUUUUGGGAAGAUAGUGACUUCCAGUGACGGAGUUGUCCACACCUUGGAGAAGGGCCAGUUCUUUGCUGUAGAAGGAAAAACAGCUAUUGACAAGUUGUCUGUUCUUCUGUCUGGCAGAAUCCAUGUGACAGUGAAUGGAGAGUUCCUGCAUUACAUCUACCCUUUCCAGUUCCUGGAUUCUCCUGAAUGGGAUUCUCUCAGGCCCUCAGAGGAGGGAAUAUUCCAGGUGACUCUGCAUGCUGACGAUCAGUGCAGAUACAUAGCCUGGAGGAGGAAGAAGCUGUACCUGCUUUUUGCUAAGCAUCGCUACAUAGCCCGGAUCUUUGCCCUGAUUGUGCGCAGUGACAUCGCUGAGAAGGUGUACUCACUUAGUGACAAGGCUUUUGACAGGGCAGGACACCGUUAUGAUCUUCGUUUACCAAGUUACUGCCACAUGCCAGGGCCAGAAUUAGAAAGAGCACAUGACCUCCUGGAAGUUCCUGUGCCAGGGGAAAGGGCCGGAUAGUCACACACACACACGCCCACGCACACGCACGCACACACACGCACGCACGCACACACACACGCACACACACACACACACGCACACGCACACGCACGCACGCACGCACGCACGCACACACACACACGCACACACACGCACGCACGCGCACACACACACACACGCACGCACACACACGCACGCACACGCACACACACACACACACACGCACGCACACGCACACACACGUACACAGACACUGUGUCGGGUCUUUACAUUUAGAACUUUCCUUUUGCAUUACAAAAUGUCAUUGGGUUAAAAUCUGUCCAUACUUGGGACAAUGUUGAAGUGAAUUAACCACACUGUGCUCUCCUGUACUGCUCACCUGUGAGAUGGAAACCCCAAAGAAAACAAGUCAAACCAUAGGUCAAACUGAAGUCUGGCUGCCUCACUGAUCCAUGACCACAGACAUGCCAGGCACAAAUCACAGGCUAUCCUGGAGUUUUUGUUACAGAAGCCAUGAAACUGUGCCAGGAAUAUACUGAACUGAAGACUCAAUAUCAGCAGGCAUCACUUCAGUCAAUCACAAAUACUGCCAGAUGUUGGUGGUUAUAGCUGCACGCCAUAACAAUCAGAUCUGGCUCCACAGAGGCAAAUAAAGACACAUAUUCAAUAAAAAGUUGAAUGUUUUUCUCCAACGGUGCACUCAAAGUCUAGUUGUUAUUGAUUCAGAAUUUGUAAAAAAAAAAAAAAACAGAAUUUUGUUUCGCUCUGUGUUUAACAGCAGCUAAAAGGGCAACUGUUAAACCCUUUGAUUGUACAUUACUGCAGAUGGAAUAUAAACAGCUUCUCAUUUAGGUGUUUUCAAUCUUUUACCUUCUGCUCAAGUUUUCAUUAUCCUGUCAAUGAUUGAGUCACGUAAUAAGAGGAUUUUAACUGAACAACUCAUGUUCCUUGUCGAUGUCUACAUCUUUACUGUUUACACAGACAAGGUUGAGAAACAAGAUAUUUGCUACAUGUUGCUUGUUGUUAUCUUGUCUCUCCAGGUCCGUGGAUGUAGAUGUAGACAUGAACACAGUGAGCCAUAAGUUUUCAUAUAUAGAAAAAAUACACAUUUUUUAUUGGACAACCAUGUUUAUUCUGUAAUCACUGCAUGUCUUGGACUACUUUGUGGUUGAUCUGCAACAUUUUCAGUUUUCUGAAACUUGUAAAUAAGUUUUGCCACAGUGUUGCGUGUGAUGCUCGUUGUGAUGCUCUUUCCAUAUUUUCUGUUAAAGUUUUGUGCAACCGUGCGACUGCUUCCCAAUCCAGCUAUUAGUAUAAUUGAAAUUCUUUUCUCUUGUCAAAUGCACCUUCUUGGAUAUCUGAAACAUAAAAUAACUAUAUAUUUUACAAUCUCCUAUGUAUGGAAACGUAUAUAUAAAAAAUAUCUUGAUGUCUCACAGUCUGCUGACUAAUAAAAUGAGUUGAGGAUCAA
Molecule: messenger RNA, 2432 nt
Organism: Poeciliopsis prolifica (blackstripe livebearer)
Lineage: Eukaryota; Metazoa; Chordata; Actinopteri; Cyprinodontiformes; Poeciliidae
Gene: popdc3
Product: popeye domain containing 3
Exons: 3
Coding region: 86-979 (297 amino acids)
Cellular component (GO): sarcolemma
Molecular function (GO): cAMP binding
Source: RefSeq, a predicted model, not a curated record